ACCGAAGGAAGGCCAGGAAGAUCCAGUGAUUGAGACAAUUGAGUCUGAGCCGAUCCAAGUUCUCGGGUGCGAUUGAUAUGAAUCGACGAUGUCGGAGUGCGAUUGCCGCUAUCGAUGCUCUCGGAGUGCAGCUGAUCGCGUUGUCAUGGCGGCGGUAGCGGCGGCUGUUGACACUCAGGUUUCGGCCUCGGGAGAGUCCCAGGCUCCCGAUGUGGCCGGAAGGGAGUCCGUCAGCCCAACUCCAGCGCCCGCCUUGACACCCGUCGUGUCUCCGACCCCCGCACCAUCCGGUACUCCGUUGCCAGGGACGGCCCCCGCCCCGGGAGAUUCCGAGGAUCCCGCCGCUUCCCCCGGUCGCACUUCGGCCCUGGCAGAGACUGGGAGCAGCUUCGAUAAAAAAUGCAUCUUCUGUAAAAUCGGGAGUAAAGAGCAGCCGGCGGACCUGGUGCAUUGGGAUGAACAGUUUGCUUGUUUUCGGGACAUCCGACCUGGUGCACCCCAUCAUUAUCUUGUAGUGCCAAGGAAACAUGUUGGAAAUUGCAAAUCUCUGAAAAAGGAACACAUACCAAUAGUUGAAGCGCUGGUGACUAUUGGGAAAAAUGUACUCCUUCAAAAUGGCAUAGACGAUCUGUCGGAUGUGAGGCUUGGUUUUCACUGGCCACCAUUUUGCUCAGUAGCUCAUCUACACUUGCAUGUACUAGCUCCAGCUAGUCAGAUGGGAUUUAUGUCAAGAAUGAUGUACAGAGCAAAUUCUUACUGGUUUAUCACAGAUGAACAGUUGCUUGAAAAGCUUAAGACUCUCCCAGGUGAUUCCAGUGGAAGCUAAUCAAUUGAAGACCAGGGUGUAGAUCCAGAAGUUCUUUCUAUUUCAAGACUAUAAUUGUUCGUUAACCUGAUCCAACUUUUGGUUUAAUCAAAUAGCAUUAGGAGGUGAUAAUUCUAUCUGAAAAAUGUCAUUUAAUAUGUUCCUGAAUACUUGAUGUUUUAAUACACUAUGAAUUAUAUGAAUGGCUUCAAAUCCAUUUAACUCAAUCCAAAGUUGAAUGCAUAGAAGUUCAUAAAUAGUUAACUAAAUCUGACAGCAUGCAAUUGGUUGUAACCCAAAAUGGAAAGACUGAAGAACUUUAAUUACAUAUACAAAUGUUCUUACACAACUUAUCUUACAUUUUGUUUAACAUUUAAUUGCACUGGCAUCAAUACAACUUUUGUUGUAAAUGUUUCAAUGUGCAUCAAGUAUUUAAUUUGAAUCUGUAUAUAUAGAAUGGAAGUCUCUCCAGACUUUAAGUUAAUUUUGACAAUUGUAUUCCUGGUUGAACAGUUCAACUUAUAAAAUUGCACAGGCACAGAACAAUCUUUCUCUGCUUGUAAUUUAUAA
This is a messenger RNA of Mobula hypostoma (lesser devil ray), 1375 nucleotides long. RefSeq names its product histidine triad nucleotide binding protein 3 (gene hint3). Gene Ontology annotation, molecular function: catalytic activity. The transcript has 5 exons. NCBI's taxonomy places the organism in Eukaryota, Metazoa, Chordata, Chondrichthyes, Myliobatiformes, Myliobatidae. The coding region runs from base 89 to 826 and encodes 245 amino acids. The record is from RefSeq and is a predicted model, not a curated record.